UUUAGGGCGAACAGAGACGUUGUAGCGAAUCACCAUGGGUAAUUCUGGUAAUUAGAUGAAAUUAAGAACAAUUUAAAUAGUUCGGCUCUGCAUUGUGGCUCCAAAAUUCAAAUUCUCUCUGUUAGGUUAGGGUUUUUGGGAGCUAGAAAUGGCGAGGCGACAUGAUGACUACAGAUUUCUUAAGAUAAGGGAUGUAAUUGGUGCUAUCAAUCAGAAAGUAAACCUGAUGGGGGUUGUGGUUGAGUUUAGUAUUCCCAAGCAGAGCAGAGGAACUGAUUAUUUCUGCAAGCUAAAGAUAGUAGAUGAAUCAUGUCAAAGUUCUGGGAUUACAGUUAAUAUUUUUGCUGAAAACAUGGAGAAGCUGCCUCACAUUGAAUCCGAUGGAGAUAUAAUUCAGUUUUUUCACGUUGUGGUAGCCCCUGGAAGCACUUCCUGCCUUAUCUUCUCUAUAAUCUUUCUAUCUUUUUCCAAACAUUAUUCUAUUGGAUAACUAUUUAGAAAAUGAAUCCUACUUCUAAGUUUCUCUCAUAAUU
Messenger RNA from Telopea speciosissima, 533 nucleotides. Its product is annotated as protection of telomeres protein 1c. The record is from RefSeq and is a predicted model, not a curated record. Gene Ontology annotation, cellular component: nuclear telomere cap complex; chromosome, telomeric region. Gene Ontology annotation, molecular function: G-rich strand telomeric DNA binding; telomerase inhibitor activity. Bases 149 to 490 code for a protein of 113 amino acids. NCBI's taxonomy places the organism in Eukaryota, Viridiplantae, Streptophyta, Magnoliopsida, Proteales, Proteaceae. The transcript has 2 exons. Gene Ontology annotation, biological process: regulation of telomere maintenance via telomerase; telomere capping.